CACUGCACAAACAGCUAACAUCGCCACUGACUGAGCGCUGAGCGCCACCAUCCAUCCAUCUAGCAGCCGAGCACACUCAUUUCUAUUUUCGUGUGUUUUUGACAGGUUCUCUACUGUGUGCAAAUUAAAAAAAUUGUGUAUUUCCAUUUUUUUUUAAUUUUCCACAUUUUAUAAUAAUCGCGCUAGCAGUAGUAGAAUCAAAAUCCUGCUCUGCGCCUGUGAAUCGAAUCGAAUCCUGUGAUUGUGACCACCAAACAAGAACAAAAAAAAAAAAAAAACCAAACCAAUCAUCAUCAAAAGAACACGCCAAUUUGUAAUAAAGAAAAAAAGAACAUAUUUUUUUCUAAUUAAAAAAGGAAGAAAGAAAAAAAGUCGAAUAAGAAGAAAACUGCCUCUUGUUUUUGUUCACCUCAUCGUCGUCGUCGAUUCGACGAUCAUUUACUUUUUUUUUUUGUUUCUUUCUUAUUUUUGUUUGGCCAGGCCAAAGCCUUCUCCAUAUUCUUAAAGACAGUGGUGCGGCGCGGCGGUGACAGCAUUUAGUCUGCAUUUCAAGUUGACACAAAGAAGGCAGGCAGAAAGAAAACAACAUCACCACUUAUUUACAUUACGUAAAAUGGAUGUGGUAGAAGCCGACCCACUAAUAGAAGCUAUGGAUACUCAAGAAAUCGAAUAUGCCGUUGAUGAACAACAACAACAGCAGCAGCAGCAGCAAUCCUUGGCUAAACUUAAAGAUUCUGAUGAAAAUGAUCCAAAAUGUGAUCAAUUCCGAGCGGAAGCAACAUUUUCAUUUGUUGUCAAUAACAUCUCUUCACUGAAAACGACAAUUCUAUCCCCACCCACAUAUGUUCGUAUGCUGCCAUGGAAGAUCAUGGUCUUGCCCAUUGAACGUUCUAUGGGAUUCUUUUUGCAAUGCAAUGGAGAGAAUGAUUCAACAGCUUGGUCAUGUAAUGCUAUAGCUGAGUUAAGGUUAAAAUGCUUUAAGCCAAAUACUCCUCCUUUUACUCGAGCUAGGAUAAAGCAUUUGUUUUAUAACAAAGAAAAUGACUAUGGUUAUUCGAAUUUUAUAACUUGGGCUGAUUUGCAGGAUCCCGAGAAGGCUUAUGUUCGAAAUGAUUCGAUUGUGCUGGAAGUUCAUGUGAUUGCAGAUGCUCCACAUGGUGUUUUGUGGGAUUCGAAGAAGCAUACAGGUUGUGUGGGUUUGAAGAAUCAAGGAGCCACUUGUUAUAUGAAUUCGUUGUUGCAAACGCUCUAUUUUACCAAUCAGUUGCGUGCAGCUGUUUAUAAGAUACCAACUGAGGCGGAUGAUAGUGCAAAGUCAGUUGGAUUGUCAUUGCAGAGAGUGUUCCAUGACUUGCAGUUUGGCGAUAAGCCAGUGGGCACAAAGAAACUGACCAAGAGUUUUGGUUGGGAGACAUUAGAUUCCUUUAUGCAACAUGAUGUUCAGGAAUUUUUACGUGUUCUGCUGGAUAAGUUGGAAUCGAAGAUGAAGGGAACCUGUUUGGAGGGAACAAUUCCUAGUUUGUUUGAAGGAAAAAUGUCAUCAUAUAUAAAAUGCAAAAAUGUUGAAUACAAUAGUACUCGUUAUGAGACUUUUUAUGACAUUCAAUUGAAUAUCAAAGAUAAGAAGAACAUUUAUGAUUCCUUCCUAGAUUAUAUAGCAUCAGAGACCCUAGAGGGAGAUAAUAAAUAUGAUGCAGGAGUUUAUGGUCUACAAGAAGCAAGCAAAGGUGUUAUAUUCACUUCGUUUCCUCCGGUUUUGCAUUUACAUUUAAUGCGUUUUCAAUAUGAUCCUAUUACGGAUAGCUCGAUCAAGUAUAAUGAUCGUUUUGAAUUCUAUGAGCAAAUCAAUUUAGAUCGUUAUUUAGCUGAAAAGCAAGAAACUCCAGCAGAUUAUGUAUUACAUGCAGUUUUGGUUCAUUCGGGAGAUAAUCAUGGUGGACAUUAUGUGGUUUUUAUCAAUCCAAAGGCAGAUGGUAAAUGGUUUAAAUUUGACGAUGAUGUGGUCUCAAGUUGUCGCAAGACAGAGGCUAUUGAUCAGAAUUACGGUGGUAUGGAUGAGGAAAUAUCAUUCCAUGCUAAAUGCAGCAAUGCUUAUAUGUUGGUUUAUAUUCGUGCAUCAGAAUUGCCGAAAGUUUUGGCUGAAAUUCCAGGUGAUGAGAUACCCAGUGAGCUGGUUGAACGUUUGAAUAUUGAGAAGAAUAUCGAAACGGCACGUCGUAAGGAGCGAGCUGAAGCUAAUCUCUAUGUUACUGUUCAGGUUAUUUUGGAAGAGUACUUUGAAUCGCAACAAAAACGUAAACUCUUCGAUUUGGAGAAAGUACAUCCACGAAUUUUCAAACUCAAACAAAACCAAACUAUCGACGAUUUGGUUGAAAUGUUUUGUCGAACAUUUGGUGUGGACAAGGACCGUAUGCGUAUUUGGUCAUUGGCUUCAUCUCAUUUACAAAAAUUCACAUAUAUUGAUUUUAAUCGUGAGGGUAAUCGCACCAUAGACUAUGUGGCCAAUUCGCAAAAGCCAUGGAAUAUAUUCCUAGAACUGGCAUCGCCAGAUUCUCCCGAUCCGUUGCUGCCAUUUAAUCCGAAGCGCGAAGUAUUGAUUUUCUACAAAUACUAUGAUGCAACGAAUAAGCGCCUUAAUUACAUUGGUUGCAGUCAAGAGGAUCUACGGCGACGAUUGAUUGAAAUCAUACCCGGAAUUAAUGCUAGUUUGGGUUUCGAACCGGGUACUGAGUUAACAGUUUAUGAUGAGUCUAGCCAAAAGAAGAUUUUAAAUUUGGAAGAAACUCUGGAAGAGGUAUUGCAAAUAUCACAAGAUAAUUUGCAAGAAUACAUAUUGAUUUUUGAAAAAGAACAUGUUGGCUUGAAGUUGGAGCUACCAACUGUGGAUGAUUACUUCAAGGAUUUACUAUAUCGUGUUGAGAUAACAUUUUGUGAUAAAUGUAACCCUAAUGAUCCGGAAUUUGUGCUGGAGCUAUCGAAUCGUAAUACAUAUGAUCAGAUGGCACAGGCAGUUGCGGAACGCCUUAAUACCGAUCCGAAUAAAUUGCAGUUCUUUACAUGUAAUCACAGUUAUAAGGAUGCUCCGGGGAAUGCUAUUCCUUAUACACACAAGGGUAUAAUAAAAGAUCUAAUCUUAUACAGCAAAGCAGCCCCCAAAAAGAUUUUCUAUCAAAGACUGUCCUUGAGUAUACACGAGCUUGAUAACAAGCGUCAAUUCAAAUGCAUUUGGGUAUCAAAUGAUUUAAGAGAAGAAAAGGAACUUGUCCUUUAUCCAAAUAAAAAUGAAACCGUCAAAAGUCUCCUCGACGAAGCGGCCAAGAAAAUCCAAUUUCCCGAAAAUAGUCGAAAGAAAUUGCGCCUUAUGAAAAUGGGAAGUCACAAAAUAAUGUGCGUAUUCAAAGAGGAUGUUCCAUUAGAGAAUUUACAAAAGGGAAGCGAAACAGUCUCCAGUCAGAACAAUCAAAAAACGUUCCGCAUUGAAGAAGUUCCACUUGAAGACACCCAAUUAGCUGAAAAUGAAAUGCUUAUACCAGUUUCGCAUUUCAGUAAGGAAAUUUACAAUUCAUUUGGAGUUCCGUUCCUUAUUAAGUGUAAGCACAAUGAAACCUAUGGAGCAUUGAAGCAGCGAAUCCAGAAACGCCUCAACGUGCCAGAAAAAGAAUGGGAGAGCUAUAAAUUUGUUGUCAUUUCGAAUGGUUCCAUAACUGAUGUGGUCGAUAGUAACCUAAUCGAUUUGGAUGUAUUCCGACCAAAUGGAACAACACAGGCGACUGUUGUUGGUGGGACACCACUGCCCUUCUUUGGCCUUGAUCACAUUAAUAAGUCCCGCAAGAGAACCUCUUUGAAUUUCUCUGAAAAGGCUAUUAAAAUUUAUAAUUGAAAAGUUGAAAGAUAAAACAUAAAAAAAAAAAACAAAACAAAAUAAUAACAAAUAAACAGAACACUGAUUUGCUUAUUGAAACUUAUUGAAUAUCAAAAUGAAACAAAAUAAAAAAUUGCAAAUAAAAAAAAAAAAUUCAAAAUUUUAAAAAUAAAACUCGAAAAAAAAAAUUAAAAUAAAUUUGUUGUACAUCUUUGGAGCACCCGAAUGAGAUAAAUAAAAAUGUUCCCAGUCUUGUUUUCUGCCGUAGGUACAUGUAAAUAUGUGUAUUGUGUUUCUGUUACGUUUUUUUUACGUUUCGCGUUUUGUUUUUUUAAUUUGCCGUUAAAUUUUAUUAUACUAUAUUUUCUUAACAACCACACAACUAUAUUAUGCGAAAGAGAAGUAAAAUUAUAAUAAUUGAGGAAAUUCAUAAUUUAAAAAUAAAAAAUAAUCAUAUUCAAAACUGAAGCAAUUUUAA
Molecule: messenger RNA, 4340 nt
Organism: Episyrphus balteatus (marmalade hoverfly)
Lineage: Eukaryota; Metazoa; Arthropoda; Insecta; Diptera; Syrphidae
Gene: Usp7
Product: ubiquitin carboxyl-terminal hydrolase 7
Exons: 5
Coding region: 614-3880 (1088 amino acids)
Biological process (GO): regulation of protein stability; protein deubiquitination
Cellular component (GO): nucleus; cytosol
Molecular function (GO): protein binding; cysteine-type deubiquitinase activity; cysteine-type endopeptidase activity
Source: RefSeq, a predicted model, not a curated record